AUGCCAGGAGCGAGCAAACAAGUGGAAGGGGGAGCAGGCACGGGAGAUUCAGAAACUGAGGAGGAGCAGUUGGAUCUUGAAGAAUGUGAUUUAGAAGAAAAGUUGGCGUUACGCGAUGCCUAUGCAGAGGCAGUGUUUGAUGUGAUUUAUGAGGAGCUAAAAGAAGUCCUGAUAAAAGAUGUGGAGCGCAAAAUCGAAACCAUUGCAUUUGAAAAGCUCGAACAAAGAUGGGACGAAAUGGAGCACUCCAGCGCACAAAUGGUUCAACAGCGUUCCAUUUUUUGCCGCGAGAAUGAUGAAUCACAGAAAAGUAGUGAAGUACGAGAGGGUGCCGUCACACCCUCAGAUACAGUGGCCAAAGCGGUUCCAUCACAAACAAAUCCAGUGAUAAGGUAA
This is a messenger RNA of Gongylonema pulchrum, 396 nucleotides long. The record is from the annotation of a GenBank genome assembly. NCBI's taxonomy places the organism in Eukaryota, Metazoa, Nematoda, Chromadorea, Rhabditida, Gongylonematidae.